Messenger RNA from Babesia microti strain RI, 3309 nucleotides. Its product is annotated as ATP-dependent RNA helicase DHX8/PRP22. The record is from RefSeq and is a predicted model, not a curated record. The coding region runs from base 1 to 3309 and encodes 1102 amino acids. The transcript has 16 exons. Gene Ontology annotation, molecular function: ATP binding; RNA binding. Gene Ontology annotation, biological process: spliceosomal complex disassembly. NCBI's taxonomy places the organism in Eukaryota, Apicomplexa, Aconoidasida, Piroplasmida, Babesiidae. Gene Ontology annotation, cellular component: catalytic step 2 spliceosome; intracellular anatomical structure.
AUGGAGGAAUUGGAAAGAUUGAGCGUCAUAGCAAAAAUAACCGCGGAAUUUCGCAAUCAUUUGGACAUAGAUUCUCCAGAUUUAGCUGAAUUUGCAAUAUUCCUAGCAGAAUCCUCAAAGAAUCAGUUGGAAUUUCAUAACAAACUGUUGCAGAAUGGCGCUGCCAUAACCUCUCAAUUCUCAGACCAUUUGUUCAAUAUUAUACAAAAUUUGGCACCUAAUAAAUCUGCCAGUGAUAGAAUUGCUAAGAAAAAGAAUCUAGAUUUGGCGACGUCUGCAGUUACUGGAUCCUUUCCUGCGUUAUCGGUGAAAAAUAGUGAAUUGAAUCGGCCUGAGUUACUCCCACCGGAAGUUAGGCUGGAGGGUGAAAUAUCCAGAAGGGCACUUGAAUUACUUCAAAGGGAAGAGGGAUACAAAGAAUCCUCUAGUAACAGUAGUAGAGAUGGGAAAAUUUCACGCAAUCCAAAAUUGACAAAAUUUGGCAUAUAUCGCGGGACAGUAUCUAAAAUAAUGGAUUAUGGCAUAUUUAUUACUUUCCAGACUAGUGAAGGACAGAAACAAGGUCUGGCUCAUAUAUCAGAUAUUAAGAAGGAACGAAAUAAGGAUAUCGUCAAUUUGUUUAGAAGAGGUGAUUCUGUGUGGGUUAAAGUUUUGACUAUUGCCGGGAACAAGAUUAGUUUGUCAAUGAAAGAUGUGGAUCAGGUCUCGGGUUAUGACCUAGCCCCCAAACUUAUUACAGAUGAAAAAAUAACUAAUAGUCAGCCUAUAACUGGAGUUAGACCGGAUGAACCCUUUUUGAACGAAAAUGAGGGGCCCAUUGCAUAUGAUAGUAGGAAGAGGAGACUGCAAACAGAUUUGGAAUUAUGGGAACAAAAACAAUUAUGUGCCAGUGGAAUGGUUAAACGUACUGAAGAUAUGGUACAGGGGGAUUUUGAAGAGAAAUUGCAGGUCGAAAUUGAACUUGUUGAACAAGAACCUACGUUUUUGAAGGGGCAAACUAUUAGAGCGGGAGUUGAGUUAUCGCCAAUUCGUAUUGUGGCAAAUCCUGAUGGCUCAAUGUCCAGGGCCAUAUCCACCAGCGCCAUUUUAUCCAAGGAAAGGAAACAACUCAAGUUAGCUCAGGAAGAAGCACUACUUGAAUCAAUCCCUAAAGACAUGUCUAGACCAUGGGAAGACCCUAAUCCCGAGGCUGGGGAGAGGACGAUAGCUCAGGCGCUUAAAGGCAUAAGUCAUUCAUCUAGCGACCAACCGGAGUGGAAGCAGAUGUAUUUGGGUAAAUCAGUGUAUUGUGGCAAAAAAUCUACACAAUCAAUUGCCAAACAGAGGGAGAGUUUGCCAAUAUAUAAAUUAAGGAAUGAUUUAUUGGCUGCAAUAAAGGACAAUCAGAUACUCGUAGUAAUUGGUGAAACGGGUAGUGGUAAAACAACACAAAUACCUCAUUAUAUGGCCGAAGCAGGUUACUGCAAACACGGAAUGGUUGGAAUUACACAACCGCGUCGCGUCGCAGCAAUUAGUGUUGCCAAACGUGUAGCCGAAGAGUUUGGUUGUAGAUUAGGCGAGGAAGUUGGUUAUGCAAUUAGAUUUGAAGACUGUACGAGUAAAGAUACAAUCAUAAAAUUCAUGACUGAUGGGAUGUUGCUCAGGGAAGCACUAGCAGAUCCCAAUUUAUCUAAAUAUUCAAUGAUUAUGUUAGAUGAAGCACACGAGCGUACAAUUGCCACUGACGUAUUAUUUUCACUUUUGAAAGAAUGUACAAAAAAUCGCAAAGAUUUCAAACUCAUUGUGACAUCAGCCACUCUUGAAGCGGAGAAGUUUUCCGCCUACUUUUUUAAUUCAAAUAUUUUCUCCAUCCCAGGUCGCACUUUUCCCGUCGAAAUUUUGCAUGCCAAGGAACAGGAUAGCGAUUACAUCGAAGCAUCCAUAGUUACUGUAUUAAAUAUACACCUAAACGAACAUGCCGGGGAUAUACUACUAUUUCUAACUGGCCAGGAAGAUAUCGAUACUGCUUGUCGAACUUUGCAUGAGAGGAUGAAGAAGCUGGAGUCAAUGUCACCACCGCCACUAAUAAUCCUACCAGUCUAUUCAGCUCUGCCAAGUGAAAUGCAAUCAGUUAUUUUUGAACCGGCUCCCCCUGGGUGUAGGAAAUGCGUAGUAGCAACAAAUAUUGCAGAAGCAUCUCUCACGAUUGAUGGCAUAUUUUUCGUCAUUGACCCUGGAUUUUCCAAGAUAAAAAAGUAUAACCCUAGGACAGGGAUGGAUGCCCUGGUAAUCGUACCCAUUUCCCAGGCCAAUGCAAAACAGAGGAGCGGUAGGGCAGGGAGAACGGGCCCUGGGAAAUGUUACCGAUUAUACACUGAGCAUGCUUAUCACACGGAAAUGUUACCUACCCCUAUACCAGAAAUACAACGAACAAAUUUGGCAAAUGUUGUACUGCUUCUUAAGGCUAUGGGAAUUAAUGAUUUCAUAAAUUUCGACUUUAUGGACAAGCCACCAGUGGAAACACUAAUUGAUGCAUUGGACAACUUGUACCACCUAGGAGCACUAGAUGACGAUGGGCUGCUUACUAGAUUGGGAAGAAAAAUGGCCGAAUUCCCAAUGGAACCUAAUCUAUCAAAAAUGUUAUUAACUUCAGUAGAUCUUAAGUGCUCGGAUGAAAUAAUAACCAUAGUAUCAAUGCUUUCGGUGCAAAACAUAUUUUACAGGCCUCAAGACAAGCAAGCGCUGUCAGAUCAGAAGAAGCACAAGUUCAAUCAACCGGAGGGUGAUCAUAUUACUUAUCUACAAGUAUAUAGAUCGUGGUCCAAUAACCGAUUUUCGACUCUGUGGUGCCACGAGAAUUUUAUACAGGGUCGGGCACUGAAAAGAGCGCAAGAUGUCAGAAAACAAUUAAUAUCCAUCAUGGAUCGAUACCGUUUGGACAUCACAUCCGCAGGCACAGAUUAUGGACGCAUUUGCAAGGCCAUUUGCGCCGGUUAUUUUGGGCACGCCGCAAAAAGAGACGCACAAGAAGGGUAUAAAACAUUGCAAGAUAAUCAACAAGUAUAUAUUCAUCCAUCAUCUGCAUUAUACAACCGAAACCCAGAAUACAUAGUCUACCACGAAUUGGUAUUAACCACCAAGGAAUAUAUGAGAGAUUCGACCCUGAUUAAGCCUGAGUGGUUGGUAGAGUUGGCACCUACACUGUACAAGACGGCCGACUUGAAUAGGAUCUCCAAGGCUAAGGCGAGGGAGAAAAUUGAACCUUUAUACAACAAGUUUGAGGAGAAGGAUAUGUGGAGGAUUUCCAGAAGACAGGGUCAAAUACAAUAA